Molecule: messenger RNA, 9883 nt
Organism: Salvelinus fontinalis (brook trout)
Lineage: Eukaryota; Metazoa; Chordata; Actinopteri; Salmoniformes; Salmonidae
Product: neurofibromin-like
Exons: 56
Coding region: 25-8418 (2797 amino acids)
Biological process (GO): regulation of GTPase activity
Source: RefSeq, a predicted model, not a curated record
UUCGCGGUUUCCAUCCGCUCGGCCAUGGCGGCACAUAAACCAGUGGAAUGGGUUCAGGCCGUGAUAAACAGAUUCGACGAGCAGCUUCCUGUUAAAACGGGACAUCAGAACAACCACACCAAAGUCAGCACAGAGCACAACAAGGAAUGUCUCAUCAACAUCUCUAAGUACAAGUUCUCCCUCGUCAUCAGUGGCCUCACCAACAUACUAAAAAAUGUGAACAAUAUGCGGAUAUUCGGGGAAGCUGCUGAGAAGAACCUCUACCUCUCCCAGCUGAUUAUCCUGGACACACUGGAGAAGUGCCUGGCAUCGCAAUCAAAGGACUGCCUGCGUCUGGACGAGACCAUGCUGGUGAAGCAGCUGUUGCCAGAGAUCUGUCACUUCAUCCACAUGUACCGCGAGGGCCACCAGCAUGCUGCUGAGCUCCGGGCCUCUGCCUCAGGGGUCCUCUUCUCCCUGAGCUGCAACAACUUCAAUGCUGUUUUCAGCCGCAUCUCCACCAGGUUGCAAGAGCUGACAGUCUGCUCAGAAGAUACUGUGGAUGUGCAUGAUAUAGAGCUCAUGCAGUACAUCAACGUGGACUGCGCCAAACUUAAAAGACUGCUCCAAGAAACGGUAUUAAAAUUCAAAGCCCUGAAGAAACCUGCCCAACUUGCCGUCAUUAACAGUUUGGAAAAGGCCUUCUGGAACUGGGUGGAGAACUACCCUGAUGAGUUUACCAUGCUCUACCAGAGACCACAGACAGACAUGGCAGAUGCUGCGGAGAGGCUGUUUGACCUGGUGGACAGCUUUGCUGAGAGUGCCAAGAGGAAGGCAGCGGUGUGGCCUCUACAGAUCAUCCUCCUCAUCCUCUGUCCCGAGAUCACACACAUCAUCUCCCGAGAGGUGGUGGAGGAGAGCAAGGCCAACAAAAAGCUGUUCCUGGAGAGCUUGAGGAAGGCCCUAGCAGGCCAGGGGGGCAGCAAGCAACUAACAGAGAGUGCAGCCAUCGCCUGUGUCAAACUGUGCAAGGCCUCCACCUACAUCAACUGGGAGGACCACUCGGGCAUCUUCCUCUUGGUGCAGUCCAUCGUGGUGGACCUCAAGGCCCUGCUCUUCAACCCCACCAAGCCCUUCUCUCGCGGGGCAGGCAGCCAGAACGCAGACGUGGACCUCAUGAUCGACUGUUUCGUCUCCUGUUUCCGUAUCAACCCUCAUAACAAUCAGCACUUUAAGGUCUGUUUGGCCUCCGCCUCCCCCUCUACCUUUCACUUUGUCCUGGUCAACUCCCUGCACAAAAUCAUCACCAAUUCUGAUCUGGACUGGUGGCCUAAGAUUGAUGCAGUGUACUGCUACUCUGGAGAGCUGCGACUAAUGUUCUCAGACACUUUGAGCCGAGUGAUGCAAGACCUUCACACACACGCCCCACUACGUAUGACGCCGAGUCUGUCAUUUAAAGAGAAGAUGACCACCAGCCUUAAGUUCAAAGAGAAAACCACAGACCUGGAUACACGCAGCUACAAGUGCCUCCUCCUCGCCCUGGUCAAACUCAUCCACGCUGACCCCAAACUCAUGCUGCACAACCCAGGGAAGCAGGCUCUGGAGACCCAGAGCAGCACAGCAGAGCUGAUCGCAGGCCUGGUGCAGCUGGUGCCCUUGGCCAAUACAGCCCAGCUUUCCCAGGAAGCCAUGGAGGCUCUGCUGGUGCUGCACCUGCCUGAGACCAUUGAGCUGUGGAACCCUGAGGCCCCCAUUGAAACCUUCUGGGACAUCAGCUCCCUGGUUCUCUUCCUGAUCUGUAAGAAGCUGAUUGGUCACCAGAUGGUGAACAGUACAGAGGUGUUGAAGUGGCUGAGGGAGAUCCUUAUCUGCAGGAACAAGUUCCUCCUAAAGAACAAGGAGUGUGCCACGCAGGGCAGUGGAAUCCCCAUCUGCAGACAGGCCCAGACCAAACUGGAGGUGUGUUUAUACAUGUUUCUGUGGAGCCCUGACACUGAGGCCGUGCUGGUGGCCAUGUCCUGCUUCAGACACCUGUGUGAGGAGGCUGACAUCCGCUGUUCCGCUGACGAGGGGCUCGUCCAGAACAUCCUGCCCAACUACGCCACCUUCACAGAGUUCGCCUCCGUCAGCAACAUAAUGGCCACUGGACGCUCCACCCUGCAGAAGAGAGUGAUGGCCUUGUUGAGAAGGAUAGAGCACCCCACUGCAGGAAACACUGAGGCGUGGGAGGACACGCAUGCAAAAUGGGAGCAGGACACCAAACAGAUAUUGAACUUUCCCAAAAACAAGGUGGAGGAUGGUCAGGAGUGGAUCAACAUGACAGGCUUCCUGUGUGCUCUGGGCGGGGUGUGUCUGUCCCAGCACAACAAGCCCUGUGGCCCCACUACCUACAGCCCCCCCAUGGGCCCCAUGAGCGAACGCAAAUACUCUAUGGUCUCUGUGGGCGUCUGUGAGGUCUCCAACGCUGCAGCUGGAGCCUCAGCCACCUGCUCCUCCUCUUCCUCCACUGAAACCCCCCUGGGCAGGUUCCUGGACCGCCUGCUGGUCCUGCUGGUAUGUGGUCAUGAGAGGGUGGGUCUGCACGUCCGCACCAAUGUCAAGGAGCUGCUGGGGCUGGAGCUCAGCCCGGUCCUCUACCACAUGCUCUUCAACAAGCUCAGGAACAGCAUCGGACGCUUCUUCGACACACAGGGGCCGGUCCCCAUCAAUGACACUAACACCCAGUUUGUGGAGCAGACCAUUGCCAUCAUGAAGAACCUACUGGAUAACCAUGCUGAGGGCAGCUCAGAGCACCUGGGACAGGCCAGCAUAGAGACCAUGAUGCUCAACCUGGUCAGGUACGUGCGUGUCUUAGGCAACACGUUGCAUGCCAUCCAGAUGAAAACCAAGCUGUGCCAGCUGGUGGAGGUGAUGAUGGAGAGACGAGACGACCUGUCCUUCUGCCAGGAGAUGAAGUUCAGGAACAAGAUGGUGGAGUACCUGACAGACUGGGUGAUGGGCACCUCCAACCAGGCUGCUGAUGACGAUAUCAAGUGUCUGACCAGAGACCUGGACCAGGCCAGUAUGGAGGCGGUGGUGUCUCUAUUAGCUGGCCUGCCUCUACAGCCAGAGGAGGGAGACGGGGUGGAGCUGAUGGAGGCCAAGUCCCAGCUCUUCCUCAAGUACUUUACCCUGUUCAUGAACCUGCUGAAUGACUGCAGUGAGGUGGAGGAUGAUGGCCAGCCGGUGGUUGGGAGGAAGAGGGGCAUGUCUCGACGCCUGGCCUCCCUCAGACACUGUACUGUCCUGGCCAUGUCCAACCUCCUCAACGCCAACGUGGACAGCGGACUCAUGCACUCUAUCGGUCUGGGCUACCAUAAGGACCUGCAGACACGGGCCACCUUCAUGGAGGUUCUGACUAAGAUCCUCCAGCAGGGGACAGAGUUUGACACACUGGCAGAGACGGUGCUGGCAGACCGCUUCGAAAGGCUUGUGGAGCUGGUCACCAUGAUGGGAGACCAGGGAGAGCUGCCCAUCGCCAUGGCACUGGCCAAUGUGGUGCCAGGAUCCCAAUGGGACGAGCUGGCCCGUGUGUUGGUGACACUGUUUGACUCUCGCCACCUGCUGUAUCAGCUGCUGUGGAACAUGUUCUCUAAGGAGGUGGAGCUGGCUGACUCCAUGCAGACUCUCUUCAGAGGCAACAGUCUGGCCAGUAAAAUCAUGACCUUCUGUUUCAAGGUUUACGGGGUGGCGUACCUACAGAAGCUCCUGGAGCCUCUACUUAAAGGGGUCGUCACCACCCCAGAGUGGCACAACAUCAGCUUUGAGGUGGACACAACCAGACUAGAACAGUCAGAGAACCUUGACGAGAACCAGCGGAACCUUCUCCAGAUCACAGACCGGUUCUUCCUGGCCAUUAUCAACUCCUCCAGCGAGUUCCCGCCACAGCUACGCAGUGUGUGUCACUGUCUCUACCAGGCUACUUGCCACUCUCUACUGACUAAAGCCACAGUUAAAGACAGAAAGGAAAACAAAGAAGCAGUGGUGAGCCAGCGUUUCCCCCAGAACAGUAUAGGGGCGGUGGGCAGUGCCAUGUUCCUGCGCUUCAUCAACCCUGCCAUCGUGUCACCCUACGAGGCAGGCAUCCUGGAUGAGAAGCCCCCACCCAGCAUAGAGAGAGGACUAAAGCUCAUGUCCAAGAUCCUCCAGAGCAUUGCCAACCACGUGUUGUUUACCAAAGAGGAGCACAUGAGGCCUUUUAACGACUUUGUGAAAAGCAACUUUGAUGCAGCCAGGCGGUUCUUUUUGGACAUAGCUUCUGACUCUCCUCCCAGUGACUCAGUCAACCACAGCCUGUCCUUCAUCAGUGAUGGCAACGUUCUGGCCCUCCAUAGGCUGCUGUGGAACAACCAGGAGAGGAUCGGACAGUACCUCUCCAGCAACAGGGACCACAAGGCAGUGGGCAGGCGGCCGUUUGACAAGAUGGCCACCCUCCUGGCCUAUCUGGGGCCCCCCGAACACAAACCUGUUGCCGACACCCACUGGUCCAGCCUCAACCUCACCAGCUCCAAGUUUGAGGAAUUUAUGACCAGGCACCAGGUCCAUGAGAAAGACGAGUUUAAAGCCCUGAAGACCCUCAACAUCUUCUACCAGGCUGGAACCUCCAAGAAUGGCAACCCUGUCUUCUACUAUAUUGCUCGCAGGUUUAAGACAGGCCAGAUCAACGGAGAUCUUCUAAUCUACCAUGUGCUGCUGACCCUGAAGCCUUACUACGCCAAGCCCUACGAUAUCAUAGUGGACCUGACCCACGUGGGUCCCAGCAACCGCUUCAAGACAGACUUCUUGUCCAAGUGGUUUGUGGUGUUCCCGGGUUUCGCAUACAAGAACGUGACGGCGGUCUACGUGUACAACUGCAACACAUGGGUGAGGGAGUACACCAAAUACCACGAGAGGCUGCUGACAGGCCUGAAGGGCAGCAAGCGGGUGCAGUUCAUCGACUCACCGGCACGGUUGGCGGAGCACGUAGAGGCAGAGCAGCAGAAACUCCCAGCAGCCACGCUGGCCCUGGAAGAGGACCUCAAGGUGUUCCACAAUGCCCUCAAACUGGCCCACAAGGACACCAAGGUCUCCAUCAAGGUGGGCUCCACGGCCGUCCAGGUGACGUCAGCAGAGCGUACCCGUGUCCUGGGCCAGUCCGUGUUCCUCAACGAUGUGUACUAUGCCUCUGAGGUCGAGGAGAUCUGCCUGGUGGACGAGACCCAGUUCACCCUGACCAUGGCCAACCAGGGCACACCCCUCACCUUCAUGCACCAGGAGUGUGAUGCCAUCGUCCAGUCCAUCAUCCACAUCAGGACGCGCUGGGAGCUGUCACAGCCAGACUCCAUCCCCCAGCACACCAAGAUCAGGCCCAAAGAUGUGCCGGGUACCCUGCUGAACCUCGCCCUGCUCAACCUGGGCAGCUCCGACCCCAGCCUCAGGUCUGCAGCCUACAACCUGCUGUGUGCCUUAACCUGCACCUUCAACCUGAAGAUCGAGGGCCAGCUGCUGGAGACCUCAGGCCUGUGUAUCCCUGCCAACAACACCCUCUUCAUAGUCUCCAUCAGCAAGACGCUAGCAGCCAACGAACCACACCUCACCCUGGAGUUCCUGGAGGAGUGCAUUUCCGGCUUCAGCAAGUCUAGUAUUGAGCUGAAGCACUUGUGUCUGGAGUACAUGACCCCCUGGCUGCUCAACCUGGUGAGGUUCUGUAAGCACAAUGACGACGCCAAGCGCCAGCGUGUCAUCGCCAUCUUGGAUAAGCUCAUCACCAUGACCAUCAAUGAGAAGCAAAUGUACCCCUCUAUACAGGCCAAGAUCUGGGGCAGCCUCGGCCAGAUAACGGACCUGCUGGACGUGGUGUUGGACAGCUUCAUCAAGACCAGCGCUACAGGAGGCCUGGGCUCCAUCAAGGCUGAGGUCAUGGCCGACACGGCUGUGGCUCUGGCCUCAGGGAAUGUCAAACUGGUCUCCAGCAAGGUAAUUGGCCGGAUGUGUAAGAUCAUCGAUAAGACGUGCCUGUCUCCCACGCCCACCCUGGAGCAGCACCUGAUGUGGGAUGACAUCGCCAUCCUGGCCCGUUACAUGCUCAUGCUGUCCUUCAACAACUCUCUGGACGUAGCAGCUCACCUGCCCUACCUGUUCCACGUGGUCACUCUGCUGGUGGCCACCGGACCCCUGUCCCUCCGCGCCUCCACACACGGCCUGGUCAUCAACAUAAUCCACUCUCUCUGCACCUGCUCCCAGCUCAACUUCAGAGAGGAGACCAAGCAGGUCCUGAGGCUGAGCCUGACAGAGUUCUCCCUGCCUAAGUUCUAUCUGCUGUUUGGCAUCAGUAAGGUCAAGUCUGCUGCAGUCAUCGCCUUCCGCUCCAGCUACCGCGACCGCUCCUUCUCCCCCGGCUCCUACGAGAGGGAGACCUUCGCCCUCUCCUCCCUGGAGACCGUCACUGAGGCCCUGCUGGAGAUCAUGGAGGCGUGCAUGAGGGACAUCUCAGUGUGUAAGUGGCUGGACCAGUGGACCGAGCUGGCUCAGAAGUUUGCGUUCCAGUACAACCCGUCCCUGCAGCCCAGAGCCCUGGUGGUGUUUGGCUGCAUCAGUAAGAGGGUGACCCACGGCCAGAUCAAACAGAUCAUCAGGAUCCUCAGCAAGGCCAGCCCCCUGCUCAGCAUAGACCGGGGGCUGGAGAGCUGCUUAAAGGGACCUGAUAACUACAACAGCCAGGUGUUGAUUGAGGCCACAGUCAUCGCUCUGACUAAGCUGCAGCCCCUUCUCAACAAGGACUCCCCCAUGCACAAGGCAGUGUUCUGGGUGGCUGUGGCUGUGCUGCAGCUGGAUGAACUCAACCUGUACUCUGCUGGGACGGCCCUGCUAGAGCAGAACCUACACACUCUGGACAGCCUGAGAGUUUUCAAUGACAAGAGUCCAGAGGAGGUAUUUAUGGAGAUCAGGCGUCCUCUGGAGUGGCAUUGUAAACAGAUGGACCACUUUGUGGGCCUCAACUUCAGCUCCAACUUCAACUUCGCACUGGUUGGACACCUGCUCAAAGGCUUCAGACACCCGUCGCCCACCACGGUGGCUCGGACAGUGCGUAUCCUCCACACGCUGCUGGCCCUGGUGGGAAAACACCUCAACUGUGACAAGUUUGAGGUCAACACCCAAAGCGUGGCCUACCUGGCAGCCCUGCUCACCGUGUCAGAGGAGGUGCGUAGUCGCUGCAGUCUAAAACACAAGAAGUCUCUGUUGCUGUCUGAGAUGGGCAUGGAGAACGUUCCCAUGGAUACCUACUCUCUGCACCACACUGACCCCAGCUUCAGGACACUGAGAGAGUGCCAGACGUGGGCGUCUCCCAAGGUGUCAGAGCGCUAUCUGAAUGCCUACUACCCCACGGUGGGGCAGAUCAGCCCCCGUACACGCAAGUCCAUGAGCCUGGACAUGGGCCAGGCCUCCCAUGCCAACACCAAGAAGCUGCUGGACUACAGGAAGAGUUUUGAUCACUUGAUAUCCGACUCCAAAGCACCAAAGAGACCAGAGACGGAGUCUGGCGUAACCACCCCGCCUAAGGUGAGGUGUGUGGCCGAGAACGCCUACGAGAUAGACAACCAAAGAAUGGGUCACUCCCACCUCCGCAAGGUGUCUGUGACAGAGUCCAACGUCUUACUGGACGAGGAGGUGCUGACUGACCCCAAAGUCCAGGCCCUGCUGCUCACUGUGCUGGCCACCCAGGUCAAGUACACCACAGACGACUUUGACCAGAGGAUCCUGUAUGAGUAUCUAGCUGAAGCUAGCGUCGUCUUCCCUAAGGUCUUUCCCGUCGUCCACAACCUGCUGGACUCAAAGAUCAACACGCUGCUGUCUAUGUGCCAGGAUACCAACCUGCUGAACCCAGUGCAUGGCAUCAUUCAGAGUGUAGUUUACCAUGAAGAGUCUCCUCCACAAUACCAACCCUCCUAUCUACAGAGCUUCGGCUUCAACGGACUUUGGAGGUUUGCCGGACCCUUCUCAAAGCAGCAAACUCAGAUCCCAGACUACGCUGAGCUGAUUGUGAAGUUCCUGGAGGCCUUGAUUGACCGCUACCUGCCUGGUACAGAGGAGGAGAGGAGCGAGGAGCAGCUCCGUACCCCCACCUCGCCCUACCCCCCCGUCACCCAGAGCCAGCUCAGCAUCACCGCGAACCUCAACCUCUCCAACUCCAUGACCUCCCUGGCCACCUCGCAGCACUCCCCAGCCUCUCUGCCUUGCUCUAAGUCAGCUGUUUUUGCGCCACAUCUCCUCCUCCCAGGCGUGGAUAAAGAGAAUGUGCAGCUCUCCCCCAGUGCGGCUCUAUCCACCAGUGGACGGACCCGCCAUGGCUCUGCCAGUCAGGUGCAGAAACAGCGCAGCGCAGGUAGCUUCAAGAGGCCUUGCGUCAAUAAGAUGGUAUGAGACAAAGAGAUAGGAAGAGAGUGAGAGAUGGAGAGAACAAUAGCCAUCCAAAGGCCCAACAUGCAACACAUCUUGCUGCACUCCUCUUUUUACCCUUUUUGUUUUGGUGUUUUUAUGAUGAAUGGUGAAGUCAACCUGAGGAUCAGUGUUGUAUUGGGGAAGUAGUUGCAUGCGUCUCUGUGUUCUCCUUUGUUUGUCUUGCGUCUGGAGUGUUGCAACACGAGAGAUGGCUUAAGUUGUUAUUCACGUACAGAAAUGUGGUCCCGGUUUUAAAAAUGUAUUUUUAGCCAUUAAAAGGCCUGAAACUGUCAAGGUGACUGAAAUAAGCUGUUGAAUUGUCAAUGAAUCCAGGUCCAUAUAUAAUGUAUUCAGUGUAAGAACUGGACAACAUGAUGUUUGGUGAGUGCUGCAUUGUGUGACAUAGGAAGAUGACUGGGCGAAUCAAUGUGGGCGUCCUUGUUGGACCAUUAUGACAUCAUCGUGCCCAGGGGAGGAAAAGAAAUGGAGGAUUUUGGACCUGUAUACUGAAGGACAGCCUCUUGCCUCCGCUCCAACCCCACGGUCUACUCCAAAACAACCCCACUACCGCCUUCACACAGCAAGGCUGCAGCAGCCAUUCUCCACUUCCAUCUAUGCAGGGUAGCUCAAAUUACCAACCAACGGAUGGAUAAUCAUGCUGUUAGCAAAACCUUCUAUCCACAGUCUUGAAACCUGGAUUUGGACACACAUUAUCAUUUUGAUUCUUCCCAGUUGUGUACAUAUGUAUGUAUAUAGAUGUACAGAAAGGAUAUACAUUAUAUAACUAGUCCAAAUAAUAAUACUAAUAAUUGGGUUGUUUUAUCCAUGGUGUGCCUUCGUCAGGGUUUUCCAAUGUGAAUAAUUAUGUGUGAAAUAAAGAAGCCUUUCUUGGGGAAAAGAACAGGUACUAAUCAUCGACUAUUAUGUUGACUCUCUGUAGAGCUGCUCGUUAACUGUAUGUCAUGAUAGUCAAAUGUACAAUCACCAAUAAUACCCUGCUGCCUGGAAGUAUUUAACCUGUACAGAUGGAUAGUCCUCACUAAAUAUUGAAGUUAUUCCUUUUGAAACGUUUGCCAUGCAAGAAUAUGAAUUUCAAGACACUAGAUAAGACUACGCAACCUUGUAAAUAUUGAAAGGCCUUUAUUGAGUUGUAUCAUGUUUUCUCUAUAUUGCAUUUGGAUUCGUUUACAGUUCCGACCGUGACUAGGAAAAUUAAGUAAUGUGCACAAAAAUUGCCAAAACCCAUCACUAAUAGCAACUAUGUGAAUACUUAAAUUGUCAUGACAUUGAUCACAAUAUUUAAAUCUACCACCUGUCUAAGAUUAUUCUUAAAUAAAGGUUAAAUAAGUUAAUUUGUUUAGUUAAAGGUUCAAUUUAGGUUAAAGGUGAAAUAAAAAAGUAAAGCAUUAACAAAAAAAAGUUAAAUAAAGGUUUAAUUUAAAAUAAA